Rhodotorula toruloides NP11 is the source of this 1074-nucleotide messenger RNA. Its product is annotated as trans-aconitate 3-methyltransferase. NCBI's taxonomy places the organism in Eukaryota, Fungi, Basidiomycota, Microbotryomycetes, Sporidiobolales, Sporidiobolaceae. The record is from RefSeq and is a predicted model, not a curated record. Bases 1 to 1074 code for a protein of 357 amino acids. The transcript has 4 exons. Gene Ontology annotation, molecular function: S-adenosylmethionine-dependent methyltransferase activity.
AUGGCCACCUUCGCAAAGGCUUCGUUCGACGCAGCCAAGUAUGCGCAGGCAAGACCCUCGUAUCCGCGCGCGCUCUUCGACCAUGUCCUCGCCUAUCUCGAUCAGUCCUCUUCGCCCGCCUUGAGGCAACGACCGCGCACCCUGCUUGACCUCGGAUGCGGGCCAGGCGUCUCGACCUUUGACUGGCUCGACCUCGACCGCUUCGAACGCAUCGUCGGCAUCGACCCGUCAGACAACAUGGUCUCGGCUGCGCGCAGGAUUCUGGAGGAGAAGCGCGCAAAGGGAGAGAUCAAGGACGGAGUCGAGGUGCGCUUCGAGAAGGGCGGGUCGGACAAGCUGGCGGGCAUUGUCGAGGACGAGAGCGUAGAUUUGGCCGUCGCGGGACAAGCGGCGCAUUGGUUCAAUGCCGAGGCGACGUACCGAGAACUGGCGCGGGUGUUGAAGCCGGGCGGGGCGUUCGCGUUCUGGGGCUACGGCGAAUUCUUCUUCCAGAAGCAGCCGUCGCUGAACCCGCUCAUCACGACCUACUCGAGCGGGACACUCGGCAAAUACUGGCAACAACCUGGCCGCUCAAUCGUCGAAGCGCUCCUCACACCCUUCCCUUUCCCUUCCCCCUCUUCCGAACCUUCCUUCGACCAAACAUCCUUCCACCGCUCCUUCUUCCUCCGCCCCAAUGGCCCACUACCUCCCCUCUCCCUCCCUCCCGCACUCGACCCUCCGCAUCCAUCCGCCGCGGGUGAUUCAGCAACUUACUCGCUUCGACCUGCUUCAUCCGCUUCGACCGACGCGCCACUGAGCAUCUCCAUUACCCGCGAGGUACUUCUCACGCGCAAGUGGACCCUCAAGGAACUAGAAGCCUACCUACGGACCUGGUCUUCCGCGCACGCAUACAACGAAGCGCACCGUCCCUCGCCCGGCUCGCCGGACGCAGGGACUGGGCAGGCUUAUCGCGAUUGUGUCAAGGUCUUCUUGGAGACUCUGAGGAGGCAGGGGGUGGAGCGGUUGGAAGAGAACGAGGGGGCGUUGGAGGUUGGGUGGGAGAUGGGGGUCGUGUUUGGCAGGAAGAGGGCGUAG